ACAGACCUGCAUAACAUCGCAGAGGAGGCAGCUGCGCGUGGAGCUGGAGCGGCACUCAUCAUGCAGUGACCCCUACACUCCAGUCAUAUAGAUCUCCAUCACUCACUUGUCACCAUGCUGCGACUGAGAUCCGGGCUUUGCCAGUCUUGGAGGGGGUUUAAGACCUUCCCCUGUGCUGCCGUGGAGGUGAAGAAUGAGCCCAUACUGGGCUUCGAGGCAGGCUCCAAGGAAAGGGCGGAACUGGAGAAGGCCCUUGCAAAUCUAAAGGGGAAGACCGAGGAGAUCCCUUGUGUGGUUGGAGAUGAACAUGUGUGGACCAAGGACAUCAGAUACCAGCUGUCUCCCUUCAACCAUUCACAUAAAGUGGCCAAGUUCUGCUAUGCUGAUAAGGAGCUCUUGAACAAAGCCAUCACGGCGGCGGUGGCGGCGCGUAGAGACUGGGACCUGAAGCCGGUGGCUGACCGUGCACAGAUCCUCUUCAAGGCCGCAGAUGCCAUCAGUGGACCCAGGAGGGCAGAGGUGCUGGCCAAGACCAUGAUAGGCCAGGGUAAAACAGUGGUUCAAGCUGAGAUUGACGCUGCUGCAGAACUUAUUGACUUCUUCCGCUUCAACGCCAAGCAUGCCAUCGAGCUACAGUACCAGCAGCCUAUGAACACAGAUAUCAGCACCAACACUAUGCUAUACCGUGGUCUGGAGGGGUUCAUUGCCGCUGUCGCCCCCUUCAACUUCACUGCGAUUGGUGGAAAUCUGGCAGGAACUCCCGCCCUUAUGGGUAAUGUGGUGCUAUGGAAACCCAGCGACACGGCAAUGUCGGCCAGCUACGCCGUGUACAAGAUCAUGCGGGAGUCCGGCCUACCCCCCAACAUCGUCCAGUUUGUGCCUGCUGACGGACCUGUGUUUGGAGACACCAUCACGGCCUCCGAGCACCUGGCCGGCAUCAACUUCACCGGCAGCGUCCCGACCUUCAAGCGCUUGUGGAAGCAGGUGGCCCAGAAUCUGGACAUCUACAGGAACUUUCCUCGAGUAGGUGGAGAGUGUGGCGGUAAGAACUUCCACUUUGUGCACUCAUCUGCGGAUGCCCACAGCGUGGCCAUGGGAACGAUCCGCUCUGCAUUUGAGUACGGAGGGCAGAAGUGCUCCGCCUGCUCCAGGAUGUACGUGCCGGACAGCCUCUGGCCUCAGAUCAAGAAGGAGCUGCUGGACAUCCACAAGCAAAUGAAAGUGGGAGACCCUGUUGAGGACUUUGGGACUUUCUUCUCUGCUGUCAUUGAUGACAAGUCAUUUGCACGCAUUAAGAAGUGGCUGGAUCAUGCAAAGUCCUCUCCUAACCUGACCGUGAUUGCUGGAGGAAAGUGUGAUGACAGCAAAGGUUACUUUGUGGAGCCUACCAUCGUUGAGACCAAGGACCCAAAAGAUGCCAUUAUGUGUGAGGAGAUCUUUGGGCCGGUUCUCUCUGUUUACGUGUACCCUGAUAAGGAUUACAAAAAGGUGCUCAACUUGAUUGACAACACAUCACCGUAUGCACUGACUGGAGCUGUUUUUGCCAAGGACAAGAGUGUUGUAGAAGAAGCAGGGAAGGCUCUGAGGAACGCUGCAGGAAAUUACUACGUCAACGAUAAAUCUACAGGCUCCGUUGUUGCCCAACAGCCAUUUGGUGGCGCUAGAGCAUCAGGUACCAAUGACAAGCCAGGUGGACCACACUACGUGUUGCGAUGGACCUCUCCCCAGGUUGUCAAGGAGACACAUGCCCCACUCUCGGAAUGGAAGUACCCCUACAUGGGUUGAAAUGGACCUGCCACACACCCCUGCCAGCCUCGAUCCCUCUCCCUCACUCAUGAACCUUUUCCCACAAUCCCCCUCUCUUCCUCCCUCCCUUCCCUCCAAUCAAGACUAAAUAACAAAUCCCGAGCUCGAUCUUUGCCCCUAAUGACCUGUUGAACCAGAAAGUCUGGCAGCGUCCGUCCAGUUGUCUUAAACCAGAGUGCUGAAGCAGAGGUGGUCGCUCCCUGGUACGGCGAAUCAAAGCUCUAGUCAGACACUCUGCUGAGGUGAGAGACGAGCUCAGCAACCAAUAGCAGAAUGUCUUUGGGACUUUAGCCCUAUCCUUCCGGCCUGUCUGCUGUAUAAGUGACGACUCCCACCAACUACUCACCAUCUGGGAGACUUUUAGGUGUAGCAUACUGUAGCUGCUCCUCUUAUGGCCUGAAGGAAUGGCUGUCUUCUGAGGUCUGUUUCUUUCAAGAUGCAUUGAAGUUGUUGGUCUAUGCUUCUCUAUCUGGUCUUGUUAGAAGGGAUGGCAAAUGAUCUAAAGGUCUGGCAUUGAUCUAAAGGUGCAGUUUGUAAUUUGUUAUCAAAAAGUAACAAUUUUCUUUAAACCUUCUGUGGUUUUGCGAAUCUGAAGGCAAGACGGUUACUCAAUAUUCCCCUAUAUUUUUGUAUUGUUUUCUUUUAAUGUGUAUUACUAUUAUAUUGUAUAUACUUAUUUGUCAUUGUCCUUCAUAGGUCUACGCUCAUUGAUAUUUUUUAUGACAAAAUUGUAAAUUAACUGCACCUUUAACUUUCUGCCAUGGUAAAAGGAAGUAGAGAUGACAUGAUUUUAUAUUUUUUAAUGUUUCAUUGUCUUCUGCUUCAAACAUAUGACCCCAUGCUAUUACAUUUUGGUUUGGUUCUUGACUCUACAGAUGUCCUGCAGAAUACACUACUCACAAAAAGUUAGGGAUAUCUGGCUUUCAGGUGAAAUUUGUUUCAGUACAGAAAGUACUGAAGCAUUGAACUGUUGGACAUGCGCAUUCAAAAGUUUAGAGAAGGUCACAUUAAGUAAAGGUUACAGUGGAUUUUAGGUUCAUCCUGAAAUUUCACCUGAAAGUCGAAUAUCCCUGACUUUUUGUGAGUAAUGUAUAUUCACCCCUGGAUGUUGAACUAAUUUUCUAUAUAGUACCAGACACUGAAAUGGACCCAAAUCUGAUCUGGUGAUUUGGCAGUGUAGUUCAUCAUGACCCUGACCAGUGCAGCUUGUGCAAGCUGAGUUCUCUCUGUUACAUCCGACGCUGAUCUGUUACAGCAGCCAGCCUGAUGCUGAUGCCAUUUCGCUUUGACUAACUUCACACUGGACUCAUGCAUAUCAGUCUUCAUCCGCUGCAUGCCUGAGGUUUGCAACACGGGAAAAUGUACACUAAUAGGUGACAUGCAAAUAAUUUCUUACAAAUCAUGUUGACACAGAAGAAAAACAUCUGCUACUUGAAAUAUGCAAUUAAUGUAAUGAUUGACAGUCAUUCAUUUUAGCUAAGUUUAGAAAUUAAUUAUUGAUGUGUCUGUUUUUCUCCUCCAAGUAAUUUUGGAGAAUAGUGCCUAUCUUGAAAUGGUCUCUGUGGACCUCGAUCAUGUUGUGCUUGCUGUACAUCUGACAGAAAAUAUGUGAAUGUAUGUGAUUAAAAUGGGAAUUGAAUUCA
This is a messenger RNA of Alosa alosa (allis shad), 3449 nucleotides long. It is a transcript of the gene aldh4a1, whose product is annotated as aldehyde dehydrogenase 4 family, member A1. The record is from RefSeq and is a predicted model, not a curated record. NCBI's taxonomy places the organism in Eukaryota, Metazoa, Chordata, Actinopteri, Clupeiformes, Clupeidae. The transcript has 16 exons. The coding region runs from base 115 to 1785 and encodes 556 amino acids. Gene Ontology annotation, molecular function: L-glutamate gamma-semialdehyde dehydrogenase (NAD+) activity.